Eimeria acervulina is the source of this 2952-nucleotide messenger RNA. RefSeq lists its product as hypothetical. Gene Ontology annotation, molecular function: transcription cis-regulatory region binding. The coding region runs from base 1 to 2952 and encodes 983 amino acids. The record is from RefSeq and is a predicted model, not a curated record. NCBI's taxonomy places the organism in Eukaryota, Apicomplexa, Conoidasida, Eucoccidiorida, Eimeriidae. The transcript is spliced from 2 exons. Gene Ontology annotation, cellular component: nucleus. Gene Ontology annotation, biological process: regulation of transcription by RNA polymerase II.
AUGUCGCGCCGGCGCGGCACCCCUGGCGGGGGAGAUGAGGAGUUGAGGGACAGAGAAGCAAAAGAAACCCCAACCAGCAGCAGCAGCAGCAGCAGCAGCAGCAGCAGCAGCAGCAGUAGCAGCCGGGGUCUUAGCCGCAGCAGCUCUGACAAGAAGUCUGCGAGUCACAGCAGCAGCAGCAACAGCAGCAGCAGCAGCAGCAGCAGCAGUAAUGGGAGGAGCCGCAACUGGGGAGAAGGGGCAGAUUGGCAGCAGCAGCAGCAGCAGCAGCAGCAGCAGCGGCGGCGCAGCAGAAGCGACAGCCGAGGAGAGCGAGAGAGAAGAGAUAAGUAUAGAGACAGAGACAGAGACAGAGAUCGCCACACGAGAGACAGAGACAGAGACAGAGACAGAGACAGAGUGAGAGACAGAGACAGAGACAGAGAUAGAGACAGAGACAGAGAUAGGUAUCGCGAGAGGGAUCGGGAUCGGGAUCGGGAUCGGGAUCGUGUACGUCGACGGGAUCGAUCCCGGGAUCGAUCCCGGGAUCGUGAUUUGGAUUGGGAUCGAUCCCGAGAUCGGGAGACGGAGAGUGUGAGCAGUCGGCGGCGGGAGGAGGUUGUGGGGUUUACAGCAGCAAUAUGUGGGGUCCCUGCAGCAGCAGCAGACGAAGAUAUUGAAGAGACAGUUCGUGAUCAUUGUAUUAACAAACGCUUCUCAAUCCCUGAGUCUGUACGUGUGCAGCUCUGCUGUCUCCGCGAGUUAAAUACACUUUGUGUUGCUGCUUACCGUCUCUCUCUUGAAGCUGCACGCCCCUUCUUUGCAAGCCCUCCUGCUGCUGCUGCUGCUGCAGGGAGCAGCAAGGACCAAGAGCAGCAGCAGCAGCAGCAGGAAGAGCAGCAGCUGCUGCGGGUUGCGUUGGUUGAGUUUCCUUCUGUUGAUGCAGCACAAAAAUUUGUUAAGUCUUGUAAAGGCGGCACGUUUGCUGUUGCGGGGAGACUCUGUCCUGUAGCUUUGCUGCUGCAGCAGCAGCAAGAUUCAAGAGAUGCAGCAGCAGCAGCAGCAGCACGGGCAGCAGCAGGUGCAACAGCAGACGUAUCUCCUGCUUCUGAUUGGAUCUGUACCUCGUGCGGCGCACCAAACACCAGCAGCAGCAGCAGCAGCAGCAGCAGCAACUGCUGCAUGCAUUGCGGCGCAAAGGGCCCUGUAGAAGCAGCAAGAAACGGCGAGGAGACAGAGCGAUAUGUAAACACUUUAAUUCCUGAAGACCCCUCGGAGACAGUUGUUGUCUCCGAUUUGCUGCUGCUGCAGUGGGGAGAUCUGCUGCGCGCUUUAAAGCGUAAGCUGCGCCGCAAAGCAGCAGCAGCAGCCCCUAGCAGCAGCAGCAGCAGCAGCAGCAGCAGCAGCAGCAGCAGCCAGCAGCAGAGUUUGAAUAUUAUAAGCUGCACAUUGGCGUAUGAUACUCCGGGUGCUGCUCGGCCGGAGAGUUUUGCUGUAAUACGUUUGAGCUGCGUAGACACUGCAGCAAAUGUUGCUGCUGCUUUAAACUCAUUGAGAGAGACAGAGAUUGAGAAGGAUAUUUGCUUCGUUAGGUCUUGGGUUAUGAGUAAAGAGCAAGAAAAACUGUGGGCAGAGAUCGUCAAAGUUGCUGCAGCAAGCAGCAGCAACAGCAGCAGCAACAGCAGCAGCAGCAGCAGCAACAGCAGCAGCAGCAGCAGCAGCAGCAAGAGCAGCAAACAACACAACGGCGAACAGGUUUUCUCUCUGCAGGAACUCAAAGAAGUCGCCAAGGCUUCAUCGAGCUGGAGUCUGCUGCUGCAGCAGUGCCAGGGUGUGCUGCUGCAGCUGCGAGGGGGUGUGCUGCCUUCGUUCUCUUCGCGAGAUCCUCGCAGCGGCUAUUUCUAUAAUAAAGAAUUAGGUUUAUAUUUAGAUAUGUCUUCGUCAUAUUAUAUGAAUACUCAGGGAGAUUACUUUGUUCAUGAUGCUGCAGCACAGGCGCUGCGAAGGGUGUAUAAUUAUCGAGAAGCAAACAGCAGCAACAAUCAACAGCAGCAGCAGCAACAGCAGCAGCAGCAGCAACAGCAGCAACAGCAACCGACUGCACAGCUUGUUGCUUCUCUUGUUGCUUCAGCACAGAAAAGUGCUCAGGCUACUAAGGAUGCACUUGAAAAAGCAAGAACAAGCGAGAAGAGAAAUGCUGCUGCUGCUGCUGCAGCAGACACUCCUGCUGCUGCUGCUGCUGCUGCUGCUGCAGCUGCAGCAGCAGCAGCGCAGCAACUGCAGCAAAAUGUUCCUUCUCCUCCCCCGGGCCCUCCUCACUUCAAAAGCAACUUCUCUGAUGGGCCGUCUCCACAGCAGCAGCAGCAGCAGCAUACACCUCGAGGAUAUUCUUCAGGAUCUGCUGCUGCUGCUGCUGCUGGUGCCGCAGGGUUCAGCGUCCCUCUUGCUGCAUCACUGUCUCCUUUGGACGGGAGAGCAUCGGGCGGUGUAGAGUUAAGUACAGCUUUUGUUUCUCCUGCUGCUGCUGCCUCAAGUGCAGCAGCAGCAGCAGCAGCAGCUGCACCUUCCAGCGUAAUUGCUGACGUUGCAAAGGUGUUUGAGCGAAACUUAGCAGCAGCAGCAGCAGCAGCAGAAGACACGAAGACUACAGCAGCAGCAGCAGCAGCAGCAGUUCCUCCUCCUCCUGCAGAGGUGCGAGGGUCCAGCGUGUCGCCGAGCAGCAGCAGCAACAUCAGCAGCAGCAGCAGCAGCAGCAGCAGCAGCAGCAGCAAGGCAGCAGCAGCAGAGGCACCUAAAUACUGCUUUGUUUGCUUGAGAGUUUUUAAAACAAAAUCUGCUGUCCAUGAGCAUGAGCUUAACUCUGCUCUUCACAGAAGAAAUGUGCUGCAGUUAGAGUCUAUGAAGGACGACGAAGCAAAGAAGCAUCAGGCGCAGCUGCAGCAAAUGCAGCUGCUGCGGCUACACCUCAGCUAA